Molecule: messenger RNA, 744 nt
Organism: Cryptosporidium ubiquitum
Lineage: Eukaryota; Apicomplexa; Conoidasida; Eucoccidiorida; Cryptosporidiidae
Product: DnaJ domain-containing protein
Exons: 1
Coding region: 1-744 (247 amino acids)
Source: RefSeq, a predicted model, not a curated record
AUGGUGAAGAAUAAUUAUCUUUAUGAAAUAAUUGGCGUAUCUCCAAAUGCCGUUGCUGCAGAAAUAAAAAAAGGAUAUAGACUUAGGGCUCUUGCUUUACAUCCUGACAAAAAUCAAAAUGACGAAACUAGCAAGGAAAGGUUCCAGGAAUUACAGAAGGCGUAUGAGAUAUUGAGGAAUGAAGAAUCUCGCAAGUUAUAUGAUGAAACUGGAAUAAUUGAGGGAGAAGAAAAUAAAAAUUUUGAGGAUAUUAUUGAUUACUUUAAACAAUUUACCAAAAAAAUAUCAGAGAAAGAUAUCCAAGAAUAUAAAGAACAGUACCGUGGGUCUGAUGAUGAGUGGGAAGAUUUAUCAAAUUUCUACGUACGUUUUAAUGGGAAUUGUAAACUAUUACUUGAGUAUAUUCCCUUUUCCGAGCCGGACGAUGUCGAUUAUUAUGUGUGUAUGAUUGAGGAUGCCAUAAAAGAAGGAAGACUUCCUCAAAAAAAGGAGUUCAAAGGAUCGAUCAAGGAAUUGCAUAAUCAAGCAAAGAAAUGGAAGGCCAGAAUGAAACGCGAUAAGUCUAAACAUUCAAACGAUAUGAAGGAUCUUGUUCAAGCAAUUCAAAGCAGUUCUAAAAAGAGAAUGGGGAACUUUGCAAACAUAAUUAGCAGGUUUAAUGAUGCUGAUUUUGAAGAGGUUGAUGAAAGUAGGUUUCAGGAGAUACAGGAAAAUCUUGUAAAGAAUAAAAAGAAAAAACGAUAA